CUGCUCGCUUCCGGCGUCGGUUCCGGACGGCCGUGCACCUUCUAGGAAAUGCCAGGGGGCCUUCGCCGGCACCCCGCGCCGCCGACGUCGCUCCCCUCCGCCUCCGGCCCUGCCAGGCCCCCGCACAGCUCGCCGCGGAGGCCCCCCGGGCUCCUCGGUGGCGGCCACGCGUUGGCUGACCGGUGCCCCGAGAAUGCCCGGCUGUGACUGAGGGAGGCCUGGCGAGGGGGCCCGGGCGGGGACUGGCCGGGUGAGGGCUCGGCGUGAAGGCGGACAUGGUCCUGGCCGGCCGCGGAGCCUCCGGUGAGUCUGGACUUGCGCCUCGGGCGGCCCGGCCAACCCCGGCCCCGGCGGAGGGGCGGGUCCCCGCCUUGGCACAGGGUCUGCGCUGACCGGCGGCCCCCGCGCGGCCAUGGAGAAGAUGUCCCGCGUGACCACCGCCCUGGGCGGCGGCGUGCUGACCGGCCACACCAUGCACUGCCACCUGGACGCGCCGGCCAACGCCAUCAGCGUGUGCCGGGACGCGGCGCAGGUGGUCGUGGCCGGGCGCAGCAUCUUCAAGAUCUACGCCAUCGAGGAGGAGCAGUUCGUGGAGAAGCUGAACCUGCGCGUGGGCCGCAAGCCCUCGCUCAACCUGAGCUGCGCAGACGUGGUCUGGCACCAGAUGGACGAGAACCUGCUGGCGACGGCGGCCACCAACGGCGUGGUGGUCACCUGGAACCUGGGCCGGCCGUCGCGCAACAAGCAGGACCAGCUGUUCACGGAGCACAAGCGCACGGUGAACAAGGUGUGCUUCCACCCCACCGAGGCCCACGUGCUGCUCAGCGGCUCGCAGGACGGCUUCAUGAAGUGCUUCGACCUGCGGCGCAAGGACUCGGUCAGCACCUUCUCGGGCCAGUCUGAGAGCGUGCGUGACGUCCAGUUCAGCAUCCGGGACUACUUCACCUUCGCGUCCACGUUUGAGAACGGCAACGUGCAGCUCUGGGACAUCCGGCGCCCGGACCGGUGCGAGAGGAUGUUCACGGCCCACCACGGCCCCGUCUUCUGCUGCGACUGGCACCCCGAGGACAGGGGCUGGCUGGCCACGGGCGGCCGGGACAAGAUGGUGAAGGUCUGGGACAUGACCACGCCUCGCGCCAAGGAGACGCACUGUGUGCAGACCAUCGCCUCGGUGGCCCGCGUCAAGUGGCGGCCCGAGUGCCGCCACCACCUGGCCACCUGCUCCAUGAUGGUGGACCACAACAUCUACGUGUGGGACGUGCGCCGGCCCUUCGUCCCGGCCGCCAUGUUCGAGGAGCACCGCGACGUCACCACCGGCAUCGCCUGGCGCCACCCGCACGACCCCUCCUUCCUGCUCUCGGGCUCCAAGGACAGCACGCUGUGCCAGCACCUGUUCCGUGACGCCAGCCAGCCCGUGGAGCACGCCAACCCCGAGGGCCUCUGCUAUGGCCUCUUUGGGGACCUGGCCUUCGCUGCCAAGGAGAGCCUGGUGGCCGCCGAGGCCGGGCGCAAGCCCUAUGCGGGCGACCGGCGCCACCCCAUCUUCUUUAAGCGCAAGCUGGACCCGGCCGAGCCCUUCUCGGGCCUGGCCUCCAGCGCCCUCAGUGUCUUCGAGACGGAGCCGGGAGGGGGCGGCAUGCGCUGGUUUGUGGACACGGCGGAGCGGUACGCCCUGGCCGGCCGGCCGCUGUCCGACCUCUGUGAGCACAACGCCAAGGUGGCUCGGGAGCUGGGCCGCAACCAGGUGGCACAGACGUGGACCAUGCUGCGCAUCAUCUACUGCAGCCCCGGCCUGGGGCCGGCCGCCGGCCUCGGCCACAGCCUGGGCAAGGGCGGCCCCUGCGGCCUGCCGCUCAUGAACAGCUUCAGCCUGAAGGAUAUGGCCCCAGGGCUGGGCAGCGAGACGCGGCUGGACCGCAGCAAAGGGGAUGCCCGGAGUGACGCAGCUCUGCUGGAGUCCUCGGCCACGCUGCUCACCAACGAGGACAACGAGGAGACGGAGGGCAGCGACGUGCCCGCCGACUACCUGCUGGGCGACGCCGAGGGCGAGGAGGACGAGCUGUACCUGCUGGAGCCGGAGCACGCUGCCCCCGAGGAGCCGGAGUACGUGCUGCCGCAGGAGGCCUUCCCGCUGCGCCACGAGAUCGUGGACACGCCCCCCGGGCCCGAGCACCUGCAGGACAAGGCCGACUCUCCGCACGUGAGCGGCAGCGAGGCGGACGCGGCGUCGCUGGCGCCGGUGGACUCCGCCUUCUCGCUGCUGUCCGUGUCGCACGCGCUGCACGACAGCCGCCUGCCGCCCGACUUCUUCGGCGCGCUCGUGCGCGACAUGCUGCACUUCUACGCCGAGCAGGGCGACGUGCAGAUGGCCGUGUCCGUGCUCAUCGUGCUGGGCGAGCGCGUGCGCAAGGACAUCGACGAGCAGACGCAGGAGCACUGGUACACGUCCUACAUCGACCUGCUGCAGCGCUUCCGCCUCUGGAACGUGUCCAACGAGGUGGUGAAGCUGAGCACCAGCCGGGCGGUCAGCUGCCUCAACCAGGCGUCCACCACGCUGCACGUCAACUGCAGCCACUGCAAGCGGCCCAUGAGCAGCCGCGGCUGGGUGUGCGACCGCUGCCGCCGCUGCGCCAGCGCCUGCGCCGUGUGCCACCACGUGGUCAAGGGGCUGUUCGUGUGGUGCCAGGGCUGCAGCCACGGCGGCCACCUGCAGCACGUCAUGAAGUGGCUGGAGGGCAGCUCCCACUGCCCGGCCGGCUGCGGCCACCUGUGCGAGUACUCCUGACACCAAUAAAGUGGGCGCGAGCGCGCCGUCUGUC
This is a messenger RNA of Lepus europaeus (European hare), 2819 nucleotides long. It is a transcript of the gene WDR24, whose product is annotated as WD repeat domain 24. The coding region runs from base 413 to 2785 and encodes 790 amino acids. Gene Ontology annotation, molecular function: protein binding. Gene Ontology annotation, biological process: positive regulation of TOR signaling. NCBI's taxonomy places the organism in Eukaryota, Metazoa, Chordata, Mammalia, Lagomorpha, Leporidae. The record is from RefSeq and is a predicted model, not a curated record. The transcript has 8 exons.